Pecten maximus is the source of this 6492-nucleotide messenger RNA. RefSeq lists its product as uncharacterized. Lineage: Eukaryota; Metazoa; Mollusca; Bivalvia; Pectinida; Pectinidae. The record is from RefSeq and is a predicted model, not a curated record. Gene Ontology annotation, biological process: engulfment of apoptotic cell; phosphatidylserine exposure on apoptotic cell surface; apoptotic process involved in development. Gene Ontology annotation, cellular component: plasma membrane.
UGAUAGGAUCAAGAAAUCGAUGAGUCACUAUAAUGAAUUAUCAGUUGUCCAUUCUCUGGGAUGCCUGACCUGAGGCAGCCGUUACCUGUCCAUCCAUACAGGUAAAAUGACUGUUAGGGACACGCCAUUGUUGUAGAAAGCUGUAAUUGCUGGUUGGUCUCAUUGCUUAGUAAUUGAUUUUUGUCAGCUUUGUUGGUCUUGUUAGCAGCUUGUCCAACUGUCAUGGAAUCUUGACCUAUGAUGGAGAUGUUUAUCGACCUUGUGGACAUCCUUUGUGGACCAGCUAGUGUUGAUGUAGGAUUAAUGGUAGUCCUAGGACGAGUGAAAUAACUCAGGAGUUUUAUAUCAUCACACCAUCAAUGCUCAGAAAGUGGAUACUUAUGCAAAGAUUCACGAAGACUCCAUAACACCUUUUGACUGUACCAUGUGAUCAUCUGGGUGUAAUACAUGUGUGAUUGUGGGAGAGGAUUGGUACCUAAUCAGGUGUCUGGGAGAAGAUUUGUACCUGGUCAGGUGUCUGGGAGAAGAUUUGUACCUGGUCAGGUGUCUGGGAGAAGAUUUGUACCUGGUCAGGUGUCUGGGAGAAGAUUUGUACCUGGUCAGGUGUCUGGGAGAAGAUUUGUACCUGGUCAGGUGUCUGGGAGAAGACCGAUGUCUGUAUUGGUGACAGAGUUAGAUCAGAUGGUGGGAAGUCCUGGCAGGGGAAUCAUUAAGCUGUCAAUCUGCCUGAGGACGGAUCUAAAGCGAGUACAUCCGAUUGAAGGAGAUAUUUGUCCGAGGAUCGAUGGUGUUCUCACCUGUGGAGAGCCGACAAUCUACAGACUUGGGCUAAGAAGAAAGUUUUAAAUCUACCAUCCCGAUAAAGACUCUCCAAUCAGAUGGUCGUUUACCGUGGAACAAUACAGAGUUAUAACAGGCCACUAUCACCUUACCAACAGGUUGGAUUGUUUAACCAUAUACCGUCUUCAUACAAGGCGAUUCAGAGAUAUCCAUCGCAAAGUUUCAUCUUCUCAAUUCUUGUUGUAACUGAGCGUUUCUAUUGGAACACAUUCACUGCGGGCAGUGUGACUACAAAAGGGCAUGAAAGAUUUAUUGACUGACUAUAAUGCUGUUCUGAACAAGCAUGACUGCACACAAUUUGUGAUGAAAACUUUACCAUACAUUAUUUAUACAAUGUAAAAAUCGUCCACACCAUGUAAACUGGCUCACCCUGGAAUUCUUUUGUGAAGGGCUUGAAGUACCCCAACACAGGAUAGCCCCUUAAGGGAAACCUAACCCAUCAGGGUUGUAGGAGGACAGAUAGGCUUGCAGGGGGACAUAUUUGUGCAUUGUGCUUUUCCUCCAUUUCUCCUGUAGGGCCGGUAGUGUUACCAAGGGUUGAGACCGAAAGGGCUGCAUUCCUGACUGGCGCUCAGAUAUCAUGGAUACCUAUAAUGACUGUGAGCAUGGACACAUCAAACCGAUUAUACUUAUCUUGCGUGGAUAUAUGCUAUUGGGAUAGAACUGUCCUGUGAAGUUUUCGAAGUAAGAGGUGUAUUUGAUGACUGUGUUAGUCAUCUUUGAUGUGUUAUCCUAUCUAUGUAACGAGACACUAAUUGACUAUUUGAUACAUAGUUGACAGGUUCGAGACUUUACCUGAAAUCUGCCAUUAAACUGGAUGUGUUAUCAGCAGUGAUAAUUGUUAUGAUGAUGGGUUAAUGUGAUUCAUCGCCAUACAGUUGGAGAAACAACACAGAACAUGGGGUGUCCAUGUUUACCCGUGUGCUUUAGCAUUUACAUUAUAAUAUCAUUAUUACUUCACGUUGGUGAAGUGGUAUUGAAUACAUUUUUCGUGGUGUAUCUGUUUCCCUCCCUGGAAACAUGGUUCACAGUGGUCCUCGGACUGAUGAUGUUGCCGAUGGUGCUGGUUCAGCUUGUUUCUGCACUGCUUCUCCUCCAGAAGCGCGGUGAACACCUGACUGCUGGCAGGCCUUUCUCUACUGCUAUCAUUCACAUCCUCCAGCUCGGUUUUGUCUGGAGACAUCUCCGGAUCAUCAAGGAAACUGAAGUCCUAUGGAAAAAGAGGGACCUGGCAGAUCUGCUAUUGCUGAGACUGUUUUAUGCGUUUUCAGCGAGUUUACCUAUCCUUGGAGUCCAGGCCUAUUUCAUCAUCUUCAAAGGAGUUGAGGAUACGAUCAUCAUAUGUGCUGCAACAGUUACACUAUUUUCGACAUGUUGGGUUCUAAGUAGCUUUAGACGUCGCAACGAAACUGAGGAUAUUGAGAACAUAGUACUUUCGUGUCCUGGUACAAUAUUUCGGUUGCUAUGGAGACUGGGAGAACUUGUUUCGCGUGUGUUAUCCCUGGCUGUGUUUGCCUCUGUCUACCAUUACUGGGUAUUCGUGGUGACAGGAUUACACUGGCUCACAAUGCUAGUGUGUAUCUGUACAUCCUUUCUUGCCGUACUUGAGAUUAAGGCGGCCAACCGUUGCUACAAGUUUUUCCUUUGCAUGCUGAUAUCCUAUAUGUAUGUGUUCUGCCAUGUCAACUUCAGCAGCAAUGGCGCCCAGUUCCGUUAUAUAACUUAUUACGUGAUUAUGUUCCUUGAGAAUGGAGUUCUGACAACUGUGUGGUACUUCAGCGUCCAAGGAUUAGUGGAUAAGUUCAAAGUCUACACUCUACUCUUUAUUAUCUGUAGUGCUUUCCUCAUAUCUAUCAUAUCCAUGAUGAUUUAUUAUAAGCUUUUCCACAUUCCGAUGUCGGAUAUAUCAAAAGAGAACCGUUCAAAUUUGUGUGUACAGGAUGGAUGUAUAAAUUGUAAGCUCAGUCUCUGUGUCAAACACAGCAAGAUGUUACAACGACCUUUUAGUGCUGGGUGGAUCUCCCAGUACCAGGAGGCACUCCUCAACGGGGAUUACUACAAAAACCUCCUCCAAGACUCGUUCAUUGACUCAGAAAAUGAGUGUAAAUCUACAACAACUGAGUCUUGUUCUGGCAAGGAAGAACAGACUGAUAACAAGGAGGAUGAUGUGAGUCCAUUUACGAGAAAGACAUUAAGUUUUCAGUCUAACGGUACAUACAGUCACCGUCGAUUUAUCAGAACUGACGUUCAGACUUUGGCAGCUCCAAAAGACCAUUAUGACUCUGAAAGCAUGUUGUCUUAUAUAGCGCCAACUGUACCUACAGGGUCAAGUGCUGGUGGUGACUCGUCAGAUGAAAGUGACAUUUCUGUACCCCUUCCUCAGCUCCAAGGUAGUCCUGCCAAUAGUGAGACUCGCUUACUUACUGACAGUUGGGACAAUCUACAACAAGACAAUUUGGGAUUUGAUCCAAGUACAAAGAAAAUGUUGCCAGGGUUCCGACCCAUCCCUGCCCAGAAUUUGGAAGAUUGGUACUCAGACGGUUACAGUACAGACCACACAGAAUCAGUGUACCAGCUCCCCAUUACAGUUCUUGCCAAAAUGAAAAGUAGCAGAUCAAAGUGUAGAGAUCGUACUUCUUUAGCCUCAGACUCAACUGAGUGCACCAUGUGUAGAAACAUGAAAUCCUACAAACUUAUCCGUAAAUAUUCUCGGGCAUCCAGUGUAUUGUCAAAGGAGGACGUUAUUGAGGAGGAACGCGAGGUUGAUAAAGAUAAACAGCCUAUCCUCAGUGAACCAGUGUACUUAUAUUCACAGAAAAAAGACAUCAGGGCUCUGAUACAGGACCCCAGACGUUUUACAGAGCCGGACCCGGUAUAUACCGACUCAUCGAGGGGUCAGGCAUGGUACAACUGUAGUGAGUCAGGAGACAGUGCAUUCCCACAGGAGUACUUCAGUUCUAGUAACUUUGAAACAACUUUCGAUGAGGAUGAGGAUGGUAUUAGUGAAUCCAGUUAUGAACUCAUAAUAUAGCUUUGUUAAUAGAUUUUUUAUCAUUUAGACAAUUUUAAACAAAAUGUCCCAUUUCCAAUCAUCGUUGAAAACCAAAGGGCACCAUUUAUUGUGUACAGGUUUAUGUGUGGUAUGUAUGAUGUACUUCACAUUUAUAUAUUUUUACUCACAAAAAUCAACGUCAGACAAUAUACUAGAAUUGUUCACUCACUAAUCCCCAACAACUAGAAAUGAUCAUAAUCCUUAUCAUAGUAUGUGUGCUACCCGAGAUAUAUUUACUGUGGGUUAAGUUACAGUUUUCAUAUUAGACAUUAAAUAGUGGAAGUUUACACACAGUAUUGUAAGCUGUGUAGGGCUCAUUGUUAGUAUUUCACUGAAAGUAAAUAAAACACUGGGGUAAUGGGACAUUUCAUUUUGUAAGUAAAUUUUCUUGUUAGAAUAUUUGACAAAUUGUUUCAUAGGGAACAUGUUCACAUACCAGUGUGGACAGCUACAGAUUAUAGAUCUAGUAGAACAAAUUUGAGCUCAUCGUUUUGUAAAUCUUGCCACAGUAGAACUUAGUGUAGAAUGGAAACAAAGAAAUUGAUAUAAUCAGGCAGCUUAUAGUCGUGUAAUUGACAUGGAGUACAACAUAUUCUACUUUCCAUUUAUAUUUUUUUUAAGCAUAUUUGUGAGAAUUUCAAGGUAACUUUUGAUAAAUUGUGGAUUUCAUAUUAAAAUUGACAAAUAACCAGUAAGGUUAGUUCCAUUAUAGUUUGUGAAUCCCCUCAGAACUUCCUAUAAUAUGCUAAAGGUGGGUAAUUUCAAAGGUUUUUUUUCUCACUUUUUGAGGAUAUAAUAAACUGAAACAUCUAGACACCAUUAAGACAAAAAGAAGGUAAAAACUUAAUAACCACUGAUAAAAAAAACCAGUAUUGGGUUGUGUGUAUUUUUACAUUUUAACUGUACCUUAUGUUAUACAGUGAGAUCACUAACACACUGUUAAAAAGAUUACAGAUCACAUAAAUUGUGGCCCGAACAUUUGUCAACCUAAUGUGUAUGUACCAGGUACUCUGUCCAUAUAUAUACACCAUGUGUACAGCAAAAUCUACAUUAAUGUCUCCAUCUCAAACAGGCCUAUUGUGUGUGCCAAAAAACAUUUAAAAUCAUUAUUCACAAAAAAAUUCAAUGGUUCUAUUUAUUCUAAAUUCAGAAGAAAUAUCCGCUUUUUUCACAACUGAAGCAUCUGGGCUUUCCUUUCAUUGGAUUAUGUGGAAUGUUGUUUUUUACGCUGUCUUUGUUCACAUCUCAAGAUUCGCCUCUGGGUUUAGAAUGCUGUUAAAUUCUCGUGUCAAUAUGCCACCUUCUAUCUUUUCAAAGUUUAGUUGCCGAGAUAUUUGACAACAGUUUCCUUCUUUGUUGGGUUUAUGGGUCAAACCCUGUUCCCUAUUGAUCUGUACAAACUAAGGGUAUAUGGAAACCAUAGAAUACAAAUUACAUGGCAAUUUAAGUGCUAAUAAUUACUUUUUUGUCUCUUUGUCUUUUUCUAACUCAUUUUAUUUAAAAGAACUAGACCUGCUCUAUAGAAGAAAAAUCCCCCAAAGAUCUUAUUGUUCAAGAACAGUACAUUAAUAACAUACAAAUUUGAGUUUCUUUUCUGCGUUAUAUGUUUGUCCUUGGGGAUGUUCCAAUUGACUAUUUUAAACAUUCUAAGGGAGAAACUUCUUAUAAACAACAUGAUAAUAAUGUUUCUAACAUACAUCCAACAGUACCAAACUCAUCUCUCCUCUAUUUCGUGUAAAAUUGAUAUCAGUUACCAUUGGUGAUGUUACUCUUGUGUUCUGUAUAAAAGUGCAAUAUUUAUGUCCUUGUGUGAUAUACAUGGUUUAUAAUUAUAUAAGGAGAUUGUACAUACGGUAUGUUCCAAUUACAAGUUUAUGUUAUUAAUCUGAAGAUAUAUAUACUUGUAAAAAAUGAUGAACUCGUUUUUAAUUUUAUGUGUUAUGCUGACAUAAAUUAUUCUUACUUGUAUAAUACUGACAAAUCUGUGAGCUAGCUAGGGUAGAGUUUUAAACACACUCAGUAUUCCUUAGUGACCCAGAUCCCUAGCUGUAAUAUUUUAUGCCCACUGGGAAACCCAUGUACAUAGAUAUUAUCCAUAUAUCCCAGAUUUGUCUUAAACUAUUAUUUACAAUUUAUAUUAUCAAAAACAAAUGGCAAACUUGUCAUAAUAUUAUAAUAGAAAUCCACACAUAUCAUAUUCUAUAUAGAAUUUCCAUCAAAUUACAUAGUUACAGAUCUUAUAGAUAAAUGCGAUGAUCUUACAGAUAAAUGCGAUAUUAUUUCCUCUUUAUCUACCUCAGAUUCCGAUACCCUUGUUCCUGCUUCGUAUAAUACAGGAUAGUAUUCUGUGUGGGCUUUUUGUUAGUGUAUAUAAUGGCAAUAAUUAAUUCUGCUUGACCUCUGUUUAAACUAAGGUCAAGCACAAAUGUUGAUGGUAUUAAAAUGGUAUUUAAGUGAUACAGACCAGCAUCGAUAUUGAAAUUACAAGAAAAUUAUUUCCCAUGGACUUGUUAAAUUUUGAUAAGAAAAUGAAGUGCAGUAUAUAUUUUGUUAUAUAUUUGUUCAUUUCCAUAUUAUUAUAAUAAACAAAUACAAUCAAU